Messenger RNA from Meleagris gallopavo (turkey), 828 nucleotides. The record is from RefSeq and is a predicted model, not a curated record. NCBI's taxonomy places the organism in Eukaryota, Metazoa, Chordata, Aves, Galliformes, Phasianidae.
AUGGGACCCCCGGCAUCCACAGCCGGCAUCGGCGCAGCACGGGACGCGACGUUCCAUCCCCGUCACCACGGCAACCCGGCGCUGGGACCCUUCUCCUCGCCUCGCCUCGCGCUGCCGACGGGGUACCCGGCACAGCAGUACCUGCAGGGCGGGCAGUACCCCGGCACGCAGUACCCCCCCAGCGCUCCCCAGUCCUCAGCGUCGUCCCCGUCCUACCCCGGGCACAGGAUGCAGCCGGGCGUGGGCCAGUACCUCUCUGCUGCGGGCGGCACCGGGGCUUACUAUAAGGCAGCUGAGCAGUUCAAUGGGCAGAGUGGAACCUUUGGCACCUACAGCCAGGCAGCUGUCAGUGGGCCAGGGCGCUCGGUGCCAGGGUACCCCAGUUCACCCCUGCCUGGGAACCCCACACCGCCCAUGACACCAGGGAGCAGCAUGGCACCCUACAUGUCCCCAGGCCAGGACGUCAAGGCUCCCUUCCUGCCCGACGUGAAGCCCAGCAUGGCUGCCCUGCACCCCUCGCCCUCAGGGCCGCCCGCAGGUGAGGAGCUGCGCCUGACCUUCCCGGUGCGUGACGGCGUGGUGCUGGAGCCCUUCCGCCUGCAGCACAACCUGGCUGUCAGCAACCACGUCUUCCAGCUGCGCGACUCCGUCUACAAAACGCUGAUGAUGAGGUCAGGGCGGUGCCAUGGGGGUGGGUGUGGGGUCAGCUCUGGGUCUCAGGGUCGGUGCCAGCCCGGCGUUCCCCCCCCGCCGCAUAGCCGGGCUGCUUGGGAUGCCGCCCCCGUGACGGCGCAGUUUCCAGAUGCCGCAGAGCUGCCGGGGGGGUGA